AUGCCCCUCCCAGAUGCGCUGACGUUAUCACAACUUCGCAGAGCCCCAAAAAGCAGCAUACCGAACCCAACUCUGUCCGCUCACAGCGUGGAGGCCGUCCAGAGCCGACCGCUCUGGCGGAACCCAUGGGUCGACGUCACGCUGGCGGACAACUAUCGAGUCGGAGGCUACAAUGUGGACUACUCUGGUCAGGGUUCGCAUGCGGGCAGCCUGAGCCAGCAGCUCCAGCACGCGUAUUCCUCGUCGCCCGUCCACCACCAUCACCAACAACAACACCAGACGCCAUACCAGCCUCACCAUCACCCGCCGCAUCCGUAUCAGCACCAGCACCAGCACCAUCAUCUCCCGUCGCCCGUACAGCAGCAGCAACCGCCGCCGCCGCCGCCGCAACAACAGCAACAGCAACAGCAGCAGCCGCAGCAGCAGGAGCAGCAUCAACAGCAGCCACCCCAGUCGCAGCAGCAGCCGUCGCAGCAGGCCUCCUCCGGCCUCCCCCCGGGGGUGUCGUCUGCCGGUGCUAGUAGAUCCAACGAGCCGUCGCCCCAUGGCCAUCUCCCAAGCCGCUCGAUAGCCGGCGUGGGCCAGAAACAGCCCGAGCAGCAGCAGCAGCAGCAGCAGCAGCAGCAGCAGCACUCGCCCCAGGUCUCCAUGGAUCCGGCCGCCCACCUGCACAGCCACCGGCUCGGCCACGUGCCGUUCGGCGCCGCCAGCUCCGGCUCGACGCCGCUCUACGGGGCCGUCUCGUCGCCGACUCAGUCGCCCUACGCCUCGUACAGCGCGCCGAGCAUCAAGCGAUCGCGGCCCGACGACUUUGACCUCUCCGUCGUGGAUCAGUCGGGCCUCGACAGUGUCCAGACGACGUCGAUGGGAGCCCCGUACGGCCAGGCCGCGGCCGGCGCCUCGGACCAGCCGCCGCCCCUGCAUCAUCACCACCACCUCCCGGACCUCGGCCCGCCCUCCAAGUCGAUGCGCCGUGAGGACUCGGGCGGCGCGCCGAGCAUGGUCGGCCAGGUCGGCAUGCCUUCUCCGGCGCCGAGGCCGCGCGGGCCCAAGCUCAAGUUCACGGCCGAGGACGACCAGCUGCUCAUCGAGCUCAAGGAGCAGAAGAACCUGACGUGGAAGCAGAUUGCCGAUUUCUUCCCGGGGCGCUCCUCGGGCACCCUGCAGGUCCGGUACUGCACCAAGCUCAAGGCCAAGACGACGCUCUGGACCGAGGACAUGGACCAAAAGCUUCGCAAGGCGCUUCAGGACUACGAGAACGAAAAGUGGCGAAUCGUGGCCCACAAGGUCGGCUCCGGCUUCACGCCCGCCGCCUGUCGAGAGCGCGCCGGGCAGCUGGCGGGCGAGGAGCCCGAGCAUCUCUGGCAAUCGCUCUCCCCCAAGGCGGCCUCGCUGCCGGACUCGAUGGAGAUGACGCACUCGCAGCGGCCGUGGUGA
This is a messenger RNA of Hirsutella rhossiliensis, 1437 nucleotides long. RefSeq names its product myb-like DNA-binding domain-containing protein. The record is from RefSeq and is a predicted model, not a curated record. Lineage: Eukaryota; Fungi; Ascomycota; Sordariomycetes; Hypocreales; Ophiocordycipitaceae. Bases 1 to 1437 code for a protein of 478 amino acids. The transcript is spliced from 3 exons.